This is a messenger RNA of Aspergillus mulundensis, 798 nucleotides long. RefSeq names its product 6-phosphogluconolactonase. The record is from RefSeq and is a predicted model, not a curated record. Gene Ontology annotation, molecular function: 6-phosphogluconolactonase activity. Gene Ontology annotation, biological process: carbohydrate metabolic process; pentose-phosphate shunt. NCBI's taxonomy places the organism in Eukaryota, Fungi, Ascomycota, Eurotiomycetes, Eurotiales, Aspergillaceae. Bases 1 to 798 code for a protein of 265 amino acids. The transcript has a single exon.
AUGCCUGGCCCAGCUCCAAACCUCCUCAGCUUUCAGGACACCGAUGCCCUGGCCAAGCAGCUACGGCCCUAUGUCCUCCGCAACCAGAACUCGGCCCUGAGCCGUCAUGACACUUUCCGCGUCGCCGUAUCCGGCGGCUCUCUCCCAACUGUUCUCGCCAAAGCCCUUCUUGCUCCUGGUGACGGCACUCCCGAGGAUACCGCUCAAUUCUCCAAGUGGGAAAUCUUCUUCGCCGAUGAGCGCGCCGUCCCUCUCGACCACGAGGACAGCAACUACCGUCUUCUGAAGGAUGAGCUGCUCGACAAGAUCCCUUCGGAUCUGGGCUCUCCCAAUGUGCACCCUAUCGAUGAGAAGCAUGUCAAUGCCGACCCCCAGGAAAUUGCAGAUUUGUACCAGGAGGAUCUGAUGCGCUCUUUUGCGGCCAAGGACAGCGUGAAGCUGCCUGUUUUUGACCUUAUCCUCCUCGGCUGUGGACCAGACGGCCACACUUGCAGUCUUUUCCCCGGUCACGAACUGCUGCGCGAGAAGGACGCAUGGGUGUCCGCCAUCAGCGACUCCCCGAAGCCGCCACCAAAGCGUAUCACACUUACUUUGCCUGUCGUCACGCAUGCUGUGAGCAUCGCGUUUGUCGCCACUGGAGGCGGAAAGAAGGAUAUUCUUAAGCAGAUCUUUGAUGCUGAAGAAGGGAGGAGUCUUCCGUCCGCGCUGGUCAACCAGGGCGGGGGUGAGAAAGUCACCUGGUUCACCGACCACGCGGCUGUCGAGGGGGUUGCGUUUCCGAGACGGGGAAGCCUGUAA